GGUUUUGAACGCAUCAUAUCCGCGCAUGCCUGUUCUAGCUGCUGCAGUUCUCUGAAGAAUUAAGUCACACUAAGGUAAUUCUCUGUUCUCAUUUAAGUCAAACUCAUAUUUGUUGACACUUUUCUUACUCUUACUGCAAACCAAUAGACCGUUUUAUGUUGAAGUGGCUGGGUGAGUAAGCCGUGGUCAUGUUAGCCAUGGCGUAUGUUUGUUUAGGACAGUUUAUUAGCUGAAUGCUAGCUCACGGGCUAGCUGUCACUAAGAUAUUGUUUCGCAUUUUGUCAUCUUUCUUUUUCACUUCAAUUCCGCAAAGACAGUUUUGACAACUUAAGCCACCUACCUGUCGAAUGUUACUGAUGUUAGCAGCAUUUUCGGUUUACGGGGUGAUUUACGUUAGCGUCGACUUUAAGUUUACCGGUGUUCUAUCAAAUAAUGCAUGCUGUCGAGAAAAGGUUCUAAUACGUCUACGCCUGCCCAGAGAACGGGAGCCAGCUACCACAUUGAAUAUAUCUCCCGAAGAUUUUGAUAGAAAUUCUGUUGUAAACUAUCAAAAUAUGCUCCGUAUAUUCUGCUAUGGGAAAAUAAGUGAUGUAACAAAGAGAGAUUCCAUAUAGUGUGUAUUAUAUCAAAGGGGAUAUUGACCGCUUCUGCUGUCGAUUCGUGGAACGGGAGCACUUGCAGACAAGGCAGCUGAAUUGGACAGAACACCAAGCCAAACAGAGCCGAUAGUGUCGGUGUCAUGAAUACCAGCCUAAAACAUACUUCAAUGAAAAUGUGUGUUUAAAAUGUGAAGUUUUGCAAAACGGUUGGCAAAAAUUCCCGGGUGCUUACCUGAUCAUUAUGUUUUCUGACCUGUUUGAACGCACCUAUAUAUUAUUUAAAUUUGACUAGAUUUGGGCGAGAGACCUCAGUUUUGAGUGAUGUAAAGGGAUUUAAAAGACAUACUUGUACUGAAGCAAAAACUAUUCAGUAGCACUUGUUUUAGACUACCAUGUGUUAAAAAAAGCCCAUAAUUGAUUGAAAACAGCAAAGAAAACACAUAAAAUGUUUGGGUUGAUUUUCUCUUUAAAAAGUAUUUGUAGUAUUUUUAAUAGUUUAAACGGGGUUUAAAUGGACUAACACCACCAGUUUUAUUUUUCUAUUAAUAUUUUGUUCAUGGCUCUGCUAUUUUUUCUAAGUUAGUGUUGUUAAAAGGACAUUUUAGAUUAAAAAAUAGUAACAAUAAUACAUUUUCUGACUUUUAACUUAAAGUUUAAAUGUGAGAUGGAAAUAUUACAAAGAUUUACGAACACACUAGUGCAAAGUAUGAUAUUUCAAGAGUGUAAACAUAUUAAUACAAUUAUUUCAGUUGUGUCCAGACAAGAUAUGUUAGUUUUCCUGGGUUAGGACACAAAAGUCCUUUCAAUUUUGUUGUCCCAGGAGUCAAUACCCUUUAUUUAUCUGCCUUUGUUAUAAACAUUAUUCAAUUUUUCCACAUCUGGAACAAAUGACUAAUAUGACAUUACAUUAAAGCUGCUGUUCUACGUGAAAAAAAGCUAAGAGUACUAUUUCAGGAAAGUAUGUGUGAAAAGAAUCAAUACUGAUUGACUGUAAGCAUUUGUCACACAGCUGUUUUUCUAUAAUUCCACACAUAAGAUAUUAUAAAUGUUAAUUUUCCUUUUUCAUCACCAGCUGUGUUCUUGUGUCUUUUCCAGGUGUGGCCAUGGGGGAGUCUUUUUCCCUCUUCUUUAAGCAGAGUGGACACGAUGAGGGUCAAGACAUCCUCACGUCCCCUCUGGAGGACAGCCAAUCUGAGGAAGUGAAGAACGGAGACGUCUCCCAGUUUCCUUAUGUGGAGUUUACAGGACGGGAUAGCGUGACGUGUCCAACGUGUCAGGGCACAGGGAGAAUCCCAAGAGGUAAGAUGGCUGUGUUCACAGUCAGGAUGAGUGAGUCUUUAGAUGUCUGACUUUUAAAACCUCAUGAUUUUGUAAUGUCUAGUUUUAAUACUUCUCUAAACUGAGGGCAUGUUGCAAGAAAACACAAAGACUAAGUUUCCCAAACAGCUGACUGUGACUCACUGAUUGUUUGUUUUUCAGGACAAGAAAAUCAACUCGUGGCAUUGAUUCCAUACAGCGAUCAGAGGCUGCGGCCAAGGAGGACGUGAGUACUGCUCUUUGUGUCACUGUGAAUAGAGCAGCUGCGUUUGAAGUGACACAAAGCUUUAGAAGUAAACAUUUCUGGAGCGCUGUGUCAGUUCAACUCACUUCUAGGUGUUUCUCAAUUGUCAUGUAGUAACAGUGUCUUAAAACUCUGUUAUCCGAUGAAUUUAAUCUGCAUUAAUGAGAGUUUUUGCAGAUUUUUCUCUAAAGUAGUUGAUUGUGAAAUAAAUCCACUUAGCCUAAACCUCCUGGUCAAAGAUUCAAAUAUUGUUUUUCGAAUGUUCAGGUAAAAUAAAGACUAAAAAGCAACAAUCAACACCUUCUGUGUUCCUGCAGAGGAAUUCAGAGGGAAAGCUUUCAUUUGUCUGAAAACGAGUUCAAUCUGACAGAUUUUCUGUAAACAGAGUGACAAAGUCCAGCAAACUCCUGCUCUGUUUGAGCCAGUUUUCCAAUAUGCACAAUUAUAACCGGUUGACUGAUCAUUUGAUUAUGUGUUAGAACACUGAAAAAAAAUUCAACACAACACUUUUGUUUUUGCUCCCAUUUUUCAUGAGCUGAACUCAAAGAUCGAAUAUUUUUUCUGUGUACACCAAAGACCUAUUUCUCUCAAAUAUUGUUCACAAGUUUGUCUAAAUCUGUGUUAGUGAACAUUUUUCCUUUGCUGAGAUAAUUCAUUCACCUCACAGCUGUGGCAUAUCAAGGUGCUGAUUAGACUGCAUGAUUAUUGCACAGGUGUGCCUUAGACUGGCCACAGUAAAAAGUGUUGCAUUAAUAUCUUUGUUCAGUGUAUUUAUGAAUUUCUAAAUUUGAUUCAUUUUUUUUAUAUCAAGUUGAGGUUUAGAGUCCUGUCUUUGGAUUUGUAGUGAACCUGGUGUGUUGGAAGACUUGCACACUAAUUUUGUGUGUGUGUGUGUUUUCCUUUUCAGGAAGUUGUACGUAUCGGCCUCAGUGGUUCUCUGCUUGUUGCUCUCCAGCCUUGCCGUCUUCUUCCUCUUCCCUCGCACCAUUGAUGUUUCCUACGCUGGGGUGAAGUCUGUUUUUGUCAGCUAUGAUCAAGCUAAACACAGCGUCUAUCUCAACAUCACGGUGAGAUUUUGAGACAGUUGCACAAUAAUUUCAUAACAAUGAGUUUUAAAAGGCCCUGAAUGUUGUAGGACAGAUAGAGCUCAUGUGUGGUUUUCAUUUUUUUUUUUCUUUUUUUUUUUGGUGAAACAAAAAUGCGUGAAAUUGUGUGUCAGCAAUAAAAAAUUUCAUUCAUGAAAAGAGAGAAAAAGGGAAAUAGAUAGAUAACUACAAUAAAAUUAUUACUAAUACUAAAUACAGAAUUUAAAAAAGCAAAAAAAUAAAUAUAAUAAAAUAAAUUUAAGGACAAAUGUUUUUAUUAAUAAAUAUUACAUAUAUGUAUGUAUGUAUGUGUGUACAUACAUAUAUAUAUAUAUAUAUAUAUAUAUAUAUAUAUAUAUAAUAUUAAAAACUGAAAAGCUGGAAGUAAAAAACAGAAUAAUCGCAAAAUUGAAAUAAAAAAAAUUGAAAUCAAAUUUUAAAAAGACAAUAUACACAAUGAACAAAAAUAAAGAAAACUGGAUUUAAUUUUUUCAAUGUCUUUGUAUUUUACUGCUUUAUAGUACAUUACAUUAUAGUAAGUAAUGUCUCUGCUGCCCUCUUCAGGGCAAGUAUUUUCUAACUAAAGAGUUGCUGAAAGGUUGGUGUGUGGUUGAAAACUGCUUCCGUUUUUCAAAAAAUGGUAAAUCUAUACCGGGCGUUUUCAAUGACACACCCUUAAAUACAGAUGCUGGUGUUGUAUUGGUGUGCUCUGUAAAUGCAAAAAAACCCUCUGAUGUUUGUAGUUCUUGCAGUUCUCCAGCAGGAGGAGCACAGCACUCUUUAGCAAGUGGCAUCUUUGUGCUGUUUGACUCCUUUCCUCCAUCAAUGACAGAGGAACUGUCUAACAGAUGACUUGAUCAUCAGUGGGUUAAAUUGAGUACCCACUUGGCUGUUUCACCAUUUAAAUGCCUGCUUGUCCUCCAGAACACUCUUAACAUCACCAACAACAACUAUUACUCAGUGGAGGUGGCCAACGUCACAGCUCAGGUCCAGUUUGCGAAGACUGUGAUUGGAAAAUCUCGCAUCACUAACACCACUGCCAUCGGUCCUCUGGAUAUGAAACAGGUACUGACCCACAGGCCGGCACAGACCUUCUGUUAAACUUUGACUCUGAGCUGAUGUCUCCAUUUCUGUUUUCAGAUUGAUUAUAUGGUCCCAACCAUUAUCGCAGAUGAGAUGAGCUACAUGUAGUGAGUAACAUCAGUAGCUGUUUUUUUAUUGUCAGUACAAAGUGUGAAGUUAACAGGUGAGGUGCUUCCUCUUGCUUUUUAUUGACAACCUCUCCUCAUUCGACAUGACUGUCAACAUAAUUUGACGCAAGAGAUGCUAAGCUAUGGCAAAAAUCCUGAUUUUGCUCAUUUUUAUUGAUAUUGACGUCGAACAAAACCUACAAAAUCCAUUCAAAAGGACUAAGAGAUAUUUCAAGCAUUAAAGCAUGUAUUUCACUUGUGCUUGUUUUAAUUUUCAGUGACUACUGCACUCUGGAAACCAUCAAAGUCCACAACAUAGUCGUCAUGAUGCAGUAAGUUUGGUCAAGUCAUGUGUUUAUCCAGGAAUUUUCCCAGAACUCCUGAGUUUAAAGUCAGAAAUCUGAUUUUAGACUUAGACUUACUGAGCUAAUCUCAGAGUUUUAAGUCAGAAAGUCAAUGCAAAAAAUCCAGUUUCAUUGUUUUUUUUAGUUCCCCCAUGACUUAUAGGGUCUUUAAAUCGCAGCUUAUUCUGUUUGUGUUAAAAUACAGAUACAGUGCAGGGUCUAUCUACAAAUUUGGUCACUUUCUUUUAAAUCUGUCAGUUUGAUUUGUUGUUUGUUUUGAUGUUUUUUGUGAAUUAAAAUAGUUUCAGCAUUUAAAAAAUAAUUAAAUUAAAAACAAAACUAUAUUUAGGCCAGUAUGAUGCUAAGUUUCAUCUAAUUAUGGCUCAUUGAGUAGAGCUGUUCACAGUGGAUAUCAAAUGUGCUGUAUUUAUUAAAUAGGCUCCAAACUUCACAAACUUUCACUGAAAUAUGUUGAAAAAACUGCUGCAGAUUCACAUGAUUUUACAUCUUCAAUUUGUCUGUCCUCUCUCCCUGCAGGGUCACUGUCACCACUACGUACUUCGGUCAUGCGGAGCAGGUUUCUCAGGAGAUGUAUCAGUACGUGGACUGUGGAGGAAACACCACCUCCCUCAGAGCUACGAUCACCUGCUGAGUAAACCUGAAGUUAGCCUUCACAUGUAUCACUCCACCUGCAGUAUCUGCUCUCACAAAACCACCAUUUUUACUCCGUUACUAGAAAAAUUCAAAACUAAGAAACAUGUGCAGUUCAUUCAGAGUUGCAAUAAAUUGCUGACUUUUAGAGUAACUGCAGAAACGUUAUUUUAGUUAUGGCACCAACACCUGGAAACAAACCCUGCCAAACUCAAAAAUGUAAGUUUUGAUUUAUUCCCGACAUUCAGUGUUAACUUUUAAAGCUAAUAAGUCUCCGUUAAAUGAUUCUGGGGUUUUACUUGAGAUGGUAUUUCAAAGUUUGAUACUUUGGAUACUAACUACCCCUGAAUUUAAAAGAGAUGGUAUGCUGUUUAAAAUAUGUAUAAAACAGAUAGUACACAUUUGCUGACUGUGUCUGGCACAUAAUCUACAAAAAAGAGCUCUGAUGAGAUACUUAAUACUCGAACCUUUUCAAAAGAAAUGUAUCUUCAUUUUUCAACAACAUUCCCAAACUUGUUGCAAUAAAGAAACUUAAAGAUAGUUAAAAAGCCACCAUGACUGCCUACUUACCAUGAUGGAACUUUAGGUUAUAUGAUUUAGUGUUUAACAUUUCAAGUGGCAUCAUAAUCUAGUUUGCAGUGCCUACACUGACAUCUAUAGACUCUUUUGUGAUGAGCCAUCAUUCAUGAUUCAAACUAAUCAGCAGGAAUAAGACUUGAUCAGUACAUUUGACUACCUUCUUAACCCUUAUGCACUUUAUAGGUCUCUUUGAUAAGCACAUUCAUUCGUAAUACUGAGUUACAGAGGCUGACCAGGCUGACCGACCUACAAGUGCAAAAAUAAGCAAUCAAAAGAGAUGUGCAAAAGCCCUAAACAAGUGUCACAAUGGAAACAUCAAAAACAAAUGUGCUGCAAAUACAUGAACAAGGCAAUUAUAAAAACAUGGAAACACAGAAAACACACCAUUGUGAACACAGAUCAUCACUGCAUCCACAAUGAGGUUAAAACUGAACCAUUGAAAGACGAGGCCACAUAGAAACGGGAUCCAGAAACAAGUAAAAGAUAAACUGAAGAACUAAAAUUGAGGUCCUUUUUGGAAACUGUGGUUUAAACUGAGGGAUGAGAAGCAUAUAUAAACACAAGGCCAUUUAAGACAGACUGAGGGCAGCAGGAAACGAAGGAAUCAAACUUCUCCUAUCAGCCCACAGUUCAAAAGCAAGUUCAAGUUGUCUUUGCAGCACGUUUCUAUCCUUGCAUUUGUUUUUGAUGUCUCUUUGAGGAUGUGUUUCUUCUGAUGAAGAUCAUUCUGGCUGUUACAGGUCGGUUAGCUCUGUCAGUCACUGUGCGUGGUCCUCUCAAGCCUCAUGUACCACUUGUGAGACUCCGAAGGACCAGCAGCAAUGUUAAUAAUAAUAAUAAUAUCAUCAGAGUGUUUCAAGACUGUAGUGUUUGAGAGUUAGAUAAGCUUAAGUUAUUUUUAGUGUUUUGUUCUUUUUAUCAGUUCAGCUGCUUUAUCUACCGUAGUGUUUGUUUGGGGGUUUAUAGUUUGUGUUACAACUGUUUUUGUCUCUGUCAUUGUGAUGAAGUUACAUCUUUUAAUGACACGUGGAAAUUUUGCUUUUAUGUGCAAAUAAUAUUCCACAAUUCAGCUAUUGCUUUGACAUAAUUAUUGGUUUAUUACAGUAUCUUUCAACUGUAUUUCUAUAUUCCUACAGAGGUAACAGACCUUUAUCUUAACCAAGGAGAAGUUUUCCCUCUGUUCAGAGCCAGCAGACUCCAUUGACAAAAACAGUGAUAGUACCCAGGAGUUACUGUGCUUUUUUUUUUCUUUCUUUUUUACCAUUUAAACUUCAUAAAUAUGCAAAUCAAGCUGCAGAUUUCCAAUUACCGGGAAUCUCAUUUAAAGCUCAGUCUCACCAGCAAAAACAAGCAAUUUCUAAGCAGCUCCUCCAGUCAUUGGACUUGCCCUGCAGUCCAUCCUUGAGAAGUGCUUUUGCACUGUUUCAUUGAAAGGAAAAUAAGCUUCACCUUUUUUCAGAGCUGUGAACACACCAACUCACCUCACCAGAAAGUUUUCUAUUUUCCCUCAGUUUUCAGUAAGUCAAAACCACUCUCACUACCAGCAUUUUUCAAGUUAUACCACUUAAUUCUGCUACACCAUAUCUCUGAUUUAUUGAUUACUUACUGUGUGACUUGUGUUAGAAACACUACAGCCAUGAUUGAUCAGAAAACUACUAAAGCUCAGAUCCUGUCAGGUUGUUUUCCUUUUGUUUUUUAAAACUUAUAUAUUAAAGUAUAUUAUUAGCAGUGUUUUGGUGUUCAUGCAAAUAGAAGCUCUAAUUUCCUAACAUUCCCUGAAUGCACCGUUAUAUUCUGCUGUGUCUUUCCUGCUGAGAAAAAUUUCUCAUUAAUAGUAUUUGGCAUUUUGUUGCUUUGCAUAUUUCACUCGCUAAUCACUGCUGAAUUCUCCCUAAUGUGGAGGAAUGGAGAUGAAUGUUUUGAGCAAUAUUUCACUUGAAGUAUCCUGUUAAAGGAACUCUAUUUUUCAUAUUCGAUCAUGAAUCAUACAGAGAUUGUGAUUUUGUAUAAUUUAUGUUUCCAUGCUGUAAAUAAUUAUGAUACCAUACAAAAUCUUCAUACAAAUUUUGAUUUUGGCUUUAGCAGAAUGUUUGCACUCAAUGGGAUUGAUAGAACAGCACAUUUAUGAUCUGUUACAUGAUUUUAUCUCUAACAUGCAUCCUCACCGCUGGUUAAAAUAUCAACAUUAACAUUUGAAAAGCUUCUUUAGCAUCCUACCUCUUUGUCAUUAAACAUGUUUGCUCAGUGACUAUGUAUUGCAGAAGGAUAAAUAAAGUUUAAAUUACAGUCAA
Molecule: messenger RNA, 8300 nt
Organism: Xyrichtys novacula (pearly razorfish)
Lineage: Eukaryota; Metazoa; Chordata; Actinopteri; Labriformes; Labridae
Source: the annotation of a GenBank genome assembly